Molecule: messenger RNA, 1571 nt
Organism: Astrephomene gubernaculifera
Lineage: Eukaryota; Viridiplantae; Chlorophyta; Chlorophyceae; Chlamydomonadales; Astrephomenaceae
Source: the annotation of a GenBank genome assembly
AGGUAAUGGCGGUUGUGGCGGUGGGGGCCAACAGCAGCAGCAGCAGGGGGUGGCGGUGGUGGUACGGACGAAGCUGGGAAGGCGGUUGUACGACAAUCGAGCGCUGGAUCUGCCGUGCUCCACGUCCGAAUGGUUGUUUGAGCACUUGCUGGGUCGGAAGGGUCAGCAGGAGCGGGAGCAGGGGCAGCAGCAGUUGCAACAGCAGGGAUGCGGCUUUGAGAUGCAUGGCGGCGGCGGCGGCAGCGGCGGUGCUGGGGCAGCAGCGAUGCCUGUUGCCACAACGGGUGGCAGCAGUACGGUUGUUACAGCCGCUGCUGCUGCUGCUACGGCCAUCCAGGGAGUGGGCAUCACCCUCAUUCCUGAGGACUGGCCCGAGUCGCGUUUCCAGGUGGAACUGCGCUACCGCUUUCCCAAGCUCAUGGGACUCCUCCAACCGCCCACAACCGCCAUAACUCCAACCGCCGCAACGACCACAUAUCUGGGUGCAUUAGCACCCGUGACAGCAGCAGCACUACCACCACCCUUCUCCUCGUCAACUACUGUCGUACAUUCACCCCUGCCGUACGCAACCCUCAGUGCGGAGGUACGGGGUGCCAUCGCGUUGUACGGCGCUGAGGCGGGGGAUGUCUUGGAGCUGUGGCAGCUGCCCGGUGGGCGGCCGGAGGAGUUCAUGUUCCGAGUGGUGCGGGCGGGCGGUAGAGGGGCGGGGCGGGGGCGAGGGCGGGGAUGAGGGUGAGGAGGAAAAAGAAAAGAGAAGUGAAGCACGGUGACGGGGACAGGCUUAGGCGGGUACGGGCGAGGGGUUUUGAGGGGAGGUAGAAGGCGAUGUAGGCUGUGUAUGAUAUGUAUGAUAAGAUGUGUAUGUGAGGUGUGUAGGCUGCGUGGAGGCGGAAGAUGGAGGAAGAGGUUGGGGGAUGAGGAGGCGACACGCAGCAGUGGCGCAACUGUGGAAUAGGCAUGUUAGUGUAGGUACUGAAACUUAGGGGAUUGGACUUUUGGAGGUCACUCCCAACGAAAGUGGCGGCUUGGUCAGGGCCCAAAGGCGCACAGCAUAGGCAUGCAUGCAGUGCACGAAAGAGAAGCCAACACGCAUACCGGUACACUGAGACCCCUUGUUGUUGGUGGUGAUUGGUGGUGAAGGUGAUAUAAUGCACACUUAGACUCAUCUUUGUUGUUGUUGGUGGUGAUAUAAUACACACUGAGACUCAUCUUUGUUGGUGGUGACGAUGAUGCAAUGCAACAGCCAUGUCGUACACUUGUACUGCAGAUGCCGGAGACGAGCAUGUACUAUGGAUGGUUCUGUUGCUAUUGCUUCGCUUUCUGCUUUGGCUGCUGUGGUUAUCACGCCAAAAGUAAGUAUGUUGUGAUGAGGAUGGUCGAGACUGGUGUCGUUCGUUCGUAGAUGAUGCGUUUCAGCAGUACCGCAUCUACGACUGUCCUCAUACGUCACCGACAAUCCCCAGACGACAGUGGACGGCUGUUUGAAGCUCGCACAAGGACCGGCAGCACUGUGGCCUUACUUAUCGGUUCUUAACUGGUGUCAACUUUACAUGUAACAUCGCUGGAAGUUU